GCUCCUAUCACUUAGCACUGCCCAUACCAGAUAUUUUGACAUAUCUCGACACGGUAGUCAUUCCAGUGUACUUGCCCACUGUUGACAGUGCAAAAUUACACGUUUGUGUGAUUCAUCGGCCUUUGUUUAGCUUUCGUUGCUUUCAUUGUGACUGCAAGCCGUUUACCGGAAGCUUUGCGGAAAAUCGAUAAAAUAUUUACUCUUUGAUAUCAUUUCCGCACUGUGUCAGAUGCGGAAUUCGCGGCUGUACGCAAAGAAACAGUUGAUGGCGCACACCCAUGCCAGGGUGGUCUGUGAUAGUUUGUUUCGAGUUUUAAGUCCUAAAAGUUAAAGGAAUCACUCCAGUGAAAGCUAGUUUCAAUAAAUACGCGGAAUCUGAUCUCAUUCCCAUCCGCAUUGGAGAAAAAUUUGUGUUUCCUCAUUCAAAACAUUUCAAAACAAUGGAUGCACUCGAUGAACAGUUGGCACAACUAAAGCUGAUGACAAGCCGGGCGUUGUCACCGAAGAACACUAGCACGUCUGGAUCUGCGUUGAAUUCUGGAGAUUCUGUAUCAAUUGGUGGGAGCGAUGUCGGGUUGAUGCCCAUACACCAUCAACAACAAGCCUCCGGCACGCUUUCUAAGAAAAUUGGUCCAGCUGUACCGCCAAAACCUUUGAAAAAGUCACAAGUUGCGGGUGAAAUAGCGCAAUCCAGUGAGCCGAUUCGUAAACAAAACGCUUAUAGCAAUAUGAAAAUGACACUGGACAAUUCAAUUAUAUUGGAUCAGCAGCUGGAGGCAUUGGAACAUCAUAAAAAGCAACUCGAAAAAAGAGCGGCAAGUGUGGGUCGCGAUAGUGUAGCAUCCGGCCCAGCUUCAUUGGAAAAGGAUCCAAACAUUGGGGCAUCCCCGAGCGGCGGCUAUCAUGUCUACACAAAUGUCGAUCAUUUAGGUACUGGUGGAGGAAAACCAGCUAUUGGAGCGAACCCAGAUGCAGUGGUUUAUAGCAAUAUUCGGUACCAAGUACAGCAACCAUCCAACAGCGAAGAAAUCAAUGCUGCUUCGCGAGUAACUCAAAACCAAAUAGUCUACAGUAACGUAGGUUUUGGUGAGUUGCCUCCUCCGCCGCCAUUUGAAAUUCCGCCUGUUCCUGCGCCCCUGAAUUUAGCUCUUGACUCGUCAAAUUUUGAUUAUCGUCCCCAAACAAAUGAGGACGAUUUACCACCACCUCCCAGUCCAGUUAGCUCGUCAUACAGUGAGCUGCGUCGCGCGACCGACAACUUCCCGCAAAUGUCUCAAUACGCGCCGUUCAAUAGAACAAAUGUGGCGCAAACUUGCCAACCAGCCAAUAAACAAGUUCCUUCGCUCUACCACGCACAACGAGCCACCGCUGCAAUGCUAGAUCAGUCAACGGGCGAUCUGAAUACUGCUGUAAGCCGUUCACCGCACUUUCGAAAUGAUCCGCAGCAGAUCUAUGCAAACGCGCAGUAUCAGAACGUCUACAGCUCGUACGAGCCGAAUUCGCAGGCAACCGGGGGUGGAAGUAACUCCUCCGAGUACUAUGGCUAUGGCGACCUUUCCCAGAGCCUCUCAAACUAUGAAUCAAUUUAUGAGCCAAUUAAUCCGCGGCCACCUAGUCAGCUUUCGUCUCGAUCGAAUUAUUCCUUAUACACUUCUUAUGUGAAUGGAUCACAAAUAGCGCCAAGCGACUCUUUGGGCUGUAACACCAUGACCGCAACCUCCACCAGCAGUAAAAAUGGCAUUGGUCAGGUUGGCUGUGAAGGGAAGCUGCCUGGUCGCAAAGAAGCUGAGGUUGAGGCGUUGACCAAUCUUCUCGUCCAUUCAAUGGACUCUGGGACUGACAUAGACAGUUACGGAAUCUGUGUUAAAUGUGGCGAGCGUGUUGUCGGUGAAUCUUCUGGUUGUACGGCUAUGGAGCAGAUAUACCACAUCAAUUGCUUUACAUGCUCUGAAUGCAACAUGAAUUUACAAGGAAAGCCAUUUUAUGCGUUCGAUGGCGAGCCAUAUUGCGAAGAAGACUAUUUGAAUACAUUAGAAAAAUGCUCGGUUUGUAUGAAACCGAUAUUGGAAAGGAUAUUACGAGCAACUGGAAAGCCAUAUCAUCCCGGUUGCUUUUGCUGUGUAGUAUGCGGCAAUAGUUUGGAUGGCAUACCAUUUACUGUUGAUGCUACGAAUCAGAACUACUGUAUCGAAGAUUUUCACAAGAAAUUCGCUCCAAGAUGUUGUGUUUGCCAGCAACCAAUUAUGCCCGAACCUGGCCAGGAAGAAACUGUUCGUGUCGUCGCACUGGAUCGUAGUUUUCAUUUCAAGUGUUAUAAAUGCGAGGACUGCGGCCUUCUUUUGUCAUCUGAAGCGGAAGGACGUGGCUGUUAUCCUUUGGAUGAUCAUGUUCUUUGUAAAAGUUGUAACGCUCAGCGUGUGCAGGCUUUAACCAAUCGUAUGACAACAGAGUUGUAAGUUAAAACAGAAAGUAGUAAGGGUACGUUGGUAGCAAUAAUAAAUUCCAACUACAAAAGACAUAGGAUAUAAAGGAGUAAUUAUUGUGAUCGAAAUUUAACCAUAUAGUAAAUGUAAUUUUUAACUCAUGUAUCAGAAAGAUAUUUUCAAGAAAAAGGGGUUUGAAAUUUUGCAAUUAUUUCUAGCAAUUGUAAGUAAUAGGUAAGGGUAUUUUUCAAAAGAGCAGAAAAUUAAAUGGUCAAAAAUCAUGGACAGAAACGGACCGAAAACGCAUCAAAUCAUCAUUCCGGACAAAAGUAAUGCAGCCACCAUUACCUCCUAGCAUGUGUUAUGAUCUCGGCAUUAUAUGCACUAAAUUGUUUCCAUUUUGAAAAAAUUUUGAAACAAUGAUACCCUGCCUCUAUCUACUACCAUUUUAACUGACAAUUGCAUGACUAUUUCAACGUAUUAUAAUAUUGGAUGUAUUCCAACGUAUUAUUUUUCAUGGCUGUUUAUCAAAUAGAUGAUAAGUUUUUAUCAGAAAAUAUUUGUAUUCAUUUCUACUUUGUAUUUUGAGAAAGAGUGCUCAACAAAUAUUGAAUAGACAGUAAUUGUUUCAUAUUUCUUACUGUAUCGCAGUUACUGUAAAGUAUGGAAUUUAUAAGUAAAGGUAAGAAUGUUUGGUUGAGAAGAAAAGAAGAAAUAUAUACGCUAGCUUA
Molecule: messenger RNA, 3154 nt
Organism: Hermetia illucens (black soldier fly)
Lineage: Eukaryota; Metazoa; Arthropoda; Insecta; Diptera; Stratiomyidae
Product: lipoma-preferred partner
Exons: 6
Coding region: 441-2456 (671 amino acids)
Biological process (GO): cell-cell adhesion
Cellular component (GO): focal adhesion; stress fiber
Source: RefSeq, a predicted model, not a curated record